AUGGCGCAAGCAAAUCUAGAGCAGCAGAAUCUCGAUUUGCUAGGUCCAGCCUAUGCGCUGGAAUGGAUGGAGAGUCAGCGCUACUGCUCCCGGCGGCAGUUUAGAAGUGCUGAAGAGCUGCGCACUGAUAUCAAGCAGCAGGCGAAAGAACCGCAGAGAUUUGAGUCCCGACGCCGGCUCCUGGUCCUUCGCGAGUUGCCCGUGGACUAUGUCCAGGUGUUAAGGGACCUGUUGGAUGUCGACGCGGGCUUCAUCGACGCACAUGUUAGUCGGUUGAGCUAUAGGCCGCUUGUAAGGCGGAGGCGGGACCACGGGGCCACUCAGACCAGAUUCGUUCGCUUCGAGUAUCCGGAAUUAUUUACGGCAUCGAAGGGAUUUACCACGGAUGUAAAGACGGUCCCGCCAGCGACUGGCUCUCGUACUAGAGGCGAAGAUAACGUUGAAGAACCGCCACUGCAUGUUAUCUCGGAAGACGGAGAGGGGGUACUGUUUCGCCGUGCUUCGCUAUGGCAGUGUGCCAAGGCCAAUGUCCUUAUAUUAAACCGUUCGACAUGGACUCGGAGAUAUUAUUCUUCGGACCCGGGCCAAGUUCUCUCUACUACCGGGCUAGCAGACGGAGAUAUGUCGAAUUUUGAGUCGCUCCUAUACCGUGGCUUAGCGGAGGAAUGGCACGAUGAUUCCUACGAGGACGCAGAUAUACGUUCUCUCGUGCAAGACAUCGUCGUACACGAAUGGGCCGAAUUCUUCGAUAUGGUUUCUUCGAAUAUAUCCCCCGGUAUGCAUCAGAUGACGGAACUGUACUGGCAAGUACAUGCAAGCCUAGAAAGAAAUCUGAGCAGCGCUGAGCUUUGCGAGAGAUUGCUCCAGGGUACAGGCACCCCAUCUUUAUCGCCCUAUUCCUCUAAAUCAGACUGGGAAUCCCUCCUCUCCCGUCUUAAUAGACAUGUCUCGUUACUGAACCACCUUGCCCCUAUUUCCACACAAAUUCCUAACACCAGCCCCAUUAUCCCUGGCAGUAUCCCAUCCCCUCCACUGGAGAAGCAGCCCCUUACUACAAGAGGUAUUCCCCCAUCGGAAAUGAUCCCCCGCCACCGUCACUCCCACAGCGGUAACAACUCCAGCGCCGACGAACAGAACAAGCACGCAUUAGACCGCGUCUCGUACAUGGGCGGUAUUUUACUCCCACUAUCUAUCGUUUCCAGCAUCCUAUCCAUGAGCGACCCGUUCGGGCCCACGGGGCCCAUGUUCUAUGUCUUCUGGGCGGCCGCCGUGCCCCUAGUCUUUGUCGCCAUCCUAAUCAUUUACGCUGAUUCGAUCCGCAAGGCCGAGGUCUGGAUCGAGGUCGCGAGUAACGGCGGCAUUAGCGAUGCCAGCGAGGAGAAACCCGAGACUGACCUUGAGGGUCAGGCUUUACCGUAUAAUAGGUUGGGAAUCGCGGCGCUGGGAAGGGGGGAAGAUGGGGAGGAGGCAAUGGGGACAGAUUCGUUUGAUGAGCCAGCUAUGAUGGUAGAGAAGCUAUUCAAAGAUGCUGGGAGUAGAAAGUGGCAGAAAGAGCAGCUUGGUUGGGGUGGUGCAUGUAAGACUGCCUUGCAUAUCUAUAAGCUCAAGAAAGGUAAACCACCCAGCUGGGUUAGGCAUGGGAGGACAGCUUAA
Daldinia childiae is the source of this 1653-nucleotide messenger RNA. Its product is annotated as putative cysteine protease domain-containing protein. The transcript is spliced from 2 exons. Lineage: Eukaryota; Fungi; Ascomycota; Sordariomycetes; Xylariales; Hypoxylaceae. Bases 1 to 1653 code for a protein of 550 amino acids. The record is from RefSeq and is a predicted model, not a curated record.